ACAAAUUCAAUUUUAAUCCUUUACUUUCUUUUACAAAAGCCAGCCAGCGGCAGCAGCCAUUUCUCUCUCUCAUUCUCUUAGUUUUUCUGGACACACCAAAACUUCAGACCUGAAACCUCCCAACGAAGGGGGGAUGGUGAAGAUGAUGAGGAAGAAGAUCAAGAUCAAGAAGAUUGAUUACUUGCCUGCAAGGCAGGUGACCUUCUCAAAGAGGAGAAGAGGGAUCUUCAAGAAAGCUGCAGAGCUAUCUGUUCUGUGUGAAUCUAAGGUGGCAGUUGUCAUAUUUUCUGCUACUGGCAAACUUUUUGAUUAUUCCAGCUCAAGUAUCAAGGAUGUUAUUGAAAGGUACAAAGCACACACAAAUGGUGUCGAAAAAUCGGACAAACCGUCUGUUGAGCUACAGCUAGAGAAUGAAAACCAAAUCGGAUUGAGCAAGGAACUCAAGGAGAAGAGCCACCAGCUGAGGCAGAUGAAAGCAGAGGAUCUUGAAGAGCUGAAUUUUGAUGAGUUGCAGAAGUUAGAACAACUGGUGGACGCAAGCCUUGGCCGUGUGAUUGAAACUAAGGAAGAACUGAGAAUGAGUGAGAUUAUGGCACUUGAAAGAAAGGGAGCUGAGCUGGUAGAAGCCAACAACCAGCUAAGGCAGACGAUGAUGUUAUCCGGAGGAAAUACUGGACCUACGCUUAUGGAACCGGAGAGGUUGAGUAAUAAUAUUGGAGGUGGAGGAGAAGAAGAAGGCAUGUCAUCUGAAUCUGCUAUCUCCACCACCUGCAAUAGUGCUCUCAGUCUCUCUCCCUCUCUUGGAGAUGACUCCGACGACGUCACUUUAUCUCUCAAACUGGGGGAGAUGGUGAAAAUGAUGAGGGAGAAGAUCAAGAUCAAGAAGAUUGACUACCUGCCAGCAAGGCAGGUGACCUUCUCAAAGAGGAGAAGAGGGAUCUUCAAGAAAGCUGCAGAGCUAUCUGUUCUGUGUGAAUCUGAGGUGGCAGUUGUCAUCUUUUCUGCUACUGGCAAGCUUUUUGAUUAUUCAAGCUCAAGUAUCAAGGAUGUUAUUGAAAGGUACGAAGUGCGCACAAAUGGUGUCGAAAAAUCGGAUGAACAGUCUCUUGAGCUGCAGCUGGAGAAUGAAAACCACACCAAACUCAGUACGGAACUUGAGGAGAAGAACCGCCAGCUGAGGCAGAUGAAAGGUGAGGAUCUUGAAGAGCUGGAUCUGGAUGAGUUGCUGAAGUUGGAACAACUGGUGGAAGCAACCCUUGUCCGUGUGAUGGAAACUAAGGAAGAACUGAUUAUGAGUGAUAUUGUGGCACUUGAGAAAAAGGGAACUGAGCUGGUAGAAGCCAACAAUCAGAUGGUGAUGUUAAGGGAGAGGAUGGUGAUGUUAUCCAAAAGAAAUACUGGACCUGCGCUUAUGGAGCCAUCUGAAUCUGCUACCUCCACCAGCUGCAACAGUGCUCUCAGUCUCUCUCUUGAAGAUGACUGUUCCGACGACGUCGUUUUAUCUCUCAAACUGGGGCUAACGGUACGCGCGGGUCGUAGACCGAUGUGCUUAAAGACUUAGAUGUCUUUCUUCAUUGUUUUCACGUUACAAAGCUCAUUUCAAGAUAUCGUGAAGUUUAGUCCCACGAAUGACAUUAUAGGUAAAAUUGUUUAUUUAUACUAUUACAACUCAUGUACACCAAAACUUAAACCAGACAAAAACAAGUGAAAUAAAUUUUUAAUGUAGGAACCAGAAUGUUUAAGAAGAAACUCAUAUAAUUGUCUGCGUGGAUUAAAUCAACACAAGUGGCCUGGGGAAAGUAACCUGAGCAAGAUAAAGACGAAGCCAUGUGUCAUGGUGGGCUCAAUCAAGUGGCUUGACAGCGCAUGACCUGUGUCAAAGUGCCAUCCUCCACACCCAAAAAAAAAAAAAAAA
Molecule: messenger RNA, 1915 nt
Organism: Prunus persica (peach)
Lineage: Eukaryota; Viridiplantae; Streptophyta; Magnoliopsida; Rosales; Rosaceae
Product: MADS-box protein SVP
Exons: 16
Coding region: 134-1561 (475 amino acids)
Biological process (GO): positive regulation of transcription by RNA polymerase II
Cellular component (GO): nucleus
Molecular function (GO): DNA-binding transcription factor activity, RNA polymerase II-specific; RNA polymerase II cis-regulatory region sequence-specific DNA binding; protein dimerization activity
Source: RefSeq, a predicted model, not a curated record